AAAAGCGAGACCAAGCCAAAGUCCCUUUUUUUCGUAGGUACCGGUUGACAAAGGAUGUUAUCGACACGACAGUUGCGCGUUUCACGUCGCUGUCCAAGUCCACAAAACGGCUGUCAAGCCUACAACACGUACGGAUCUGGACCAAGCCAUCGGAUGCACAGCGGCCACAGCAAGAAGGGUUGAGCUAUUCUGCAGCAAAGUCUGACACGAUGUCUUCUGGAGACUCUUCGAAGAAAGAAGCCAAGGCCCAAACUGAGGGCGAAACAUUCAAGGGCAGCAUAAGCGGUGCAAUAUCCAAGACCUGUCCCCCAAUCUACGACUUUGCCAAAUUAUUUGGUAGCGACGAGACGCUCUGGGUCGGCAUAGCAGUCGUCGUUCACCUAACCCUAUAUACAACCAUACCUCGAUCGCUAUUAUUCCUACUGCCAUAUCCGUCCGUAUACCUCAUGCCGAUCUACCAUACCAUGAAGGCCUUACAAAACGCUCGGGAACCCAAGAUGAGGGCGAUGUGGCUUUCGUACUGGGCCGUGAUCGGGUUCGUUGACACGUGCGAGCUUAUCAUCUUGGGAAGCAUGGCACAGACUCUGACAUACUGGCCACUGAUCAAGAUCAUAUUUGCCAUCUUUUUGAUGUGCGAGACGACAGAUUUUACGGCCGAGCCGAAGAUAGACGAGGCGCUAAAAAAGUCGCUAGCCAAGACGGUUUCAGCUGAGCGGAGACUAAAACAAGCUCAGGGAGAAGAAAAGGGCAAGAUCGACGCCUGGAGAAAGUUGCAAAACGCGAAGAACGAGGUGGAAGUGGCCAAGACCAUGUUUCGUCCCAAGCGCUACCAUUGUUUCAUGCUGGUCGAACCGUUCUUGCCCGUCACAGCUUGCGCUGGAGGACCGAGUAUCAAUCAUCGGGAGCCGCCUCCCGAAGCCAAGAUCGACCCCAAGACCGGGAGGCCGGAAAAGACGGACGAGGAGAAACGGGACGAAGACCGCCUGGCAGAGAUCAAAAAGUGGCAAUUCGAGCGGGAGAGGCGGGCCGGAGGAGAGGGUCUCGGCAACUGGCUUCAACCUGUUAUCGACUAUGGAGGCCAAAUCGUCGACCACAACCCGGUUACCGAUUCGAUGGGCAAGAUCUUGCCUCAGCAUCAGCAUGGCAAGUCGGGCGAGGUGAAAUACGGUACCCCCUGGGACAACGAUCAACAGGCGCUGGAUCCCAAGACCGGUCUACCCCUUGGCGAUGCCCCUCGAGGCAAAAAUACCGCAAGGGAAAAGGACGGCAAGCGUAUCCACCUCUUGCCAGACGUUGCCUGGAGAGAAUACGCCACGAAUCCUGGCGAGUCGACCACCAUGUAUGACAACGAUCCGUGGAUGGGGGCGCAGAGAGACCUCGGUCUUGGUUUCAAGGGAUGGUCCGGGCACGAGACGACAGAGGUGGCCGAGCUGGAUACUGUCAAGAUGAGUCUCGAUCCGUCGGUCGAUUGGGAAAUGAUCAAGCGCUCGAACGGAGCUUACUCGUAGUGAUACACGACGAGACAACGAGACCGUUGCGGUACCACGAAUUUUUAUCCCCUUGUACAGAUUUUCCAUGCCUUGACCAUAGCAAAAGCCAGCACGCCGAUGGUUUCCUGCUCGCCGAUCGUUGUGCAACAUCCUGACCUAAUUAUAUGCCAGG
Molecule: messenger RNA, 1662 nt
Organism: Filobasidium floriforme
Lineage: Eukaryota; Fungi; Basidiomycota; Tremellomycetes; Filobasidiales; Filobasidiaceae
Exons: 7
Coding region: 210-1508 (432 amino acids)
Source: RefSeq, a predicted model, not a curated record